AUGCUCCCAAUUCACCUAAACCUGACUGUAGCUUUCUUCCUAGCACUCACAGGAGUCCUAGUCUACCGAUCACACCUAAUAUCUACCCUCCUAUGCCUGGAGGGUAUAAUGUUGUCCCUUUUCAUCCUUAUAACUCUCUUAAUUACCCACUUUCACAUAUUCUCCUUAUCAAUAACCCCUCUAAUCCUCUUAGUCUUCUCAGCAUGUGAAGCAGGGAUUGGUCUUGCUUUAUUAGUCAAAAUUUCUGCCACUCAUGGUAAUGAUUACGUCCAAAACCUAAACCUAUUACAAUGCUAA
Messenger RNA from Antechinus flavipes (yellow-footed antechinus), 297 nucleotides. Lineage: Eukaryota; Metazoa; Chordata; Mammalia; Dasyuromorphia; Dasyuridae. The record is from the annotation of a RefSeq genome assembly.